AGCCAUUUUGGCUCAAGUUGGCGCAAUCCCGGCCCUUCAGAGGAGCAUUACACAUGAUAUCGUCUAGCCAUCCAGAUUUUCUACAUCCAGGAGGUUUCCCAGGAUAUCAGGUGUCAGGGACAGAGCUGUCCUGGAACUACCUUGCGGCGCCCCACAGAGGCGCGGAGCGCGCUUCAUGUGACAGGUUGCGGCCAACCUAUCUGGUGGGCGGCCGCGCUGCUCCGCUGUCUAGCUUGGCGCCAGGCCCGCUGGACGGCGGCGCGCCGUGGGUGCCGGACCAUCUGCAGCAGGACGCGGCCGCGCACGGCGACGCGCCCACAGGCCGUCAGCUGCGGGCUGGAGGCAAGCCUGACGCCCUGCACGCCCCGUCCGAGGAGUGGAUCACAUACCAGGGCCGCGCCUCACACUUGCAGAUCGGCGCCAACGUUCCACUGCAGGUGGAGAUGUGGCUCGAGGGCGGAGUCACGCAGGGCUUAUGGUGCAUGUUGGGGGUGUACGGCGACGUCUGCGAGGAGGGGAUCAUUAGGGAUGUCAAGGCAUUUGCGCUGCGCUCCGACCAGGGCAUCCACAUGCGCUUCUGCGGGAGCGAAGGUGCGGACGGCCUGUGGUCGGGUGGGCUGGUCUACAACCAGGAGCAGGGUGGUUCGUUCCAGCUCUGGCGCUGCGCUGCCGUUCGGCGCCAGCAAACCAUCCUUGCUAUCCGCGGUGCCAGGUGCACCGCCGGUCCGCAACGGCAGGUAUCCUUGUCCAACUCGAGCUGCGAGUCUCAUGCAAUCGCGGUCAAGGGCGGCGCUCGUCCAACAGAGGGGACGAAGGAAGUAAUUAGCUCCAUCCCGCAGCUGAUCGAGGCAAUUGCUUCCGUUUUGGAACUCUAUCCCAGAGGGCUGUACUUUGCCAAGCUGAAGAGCACGGUUCACAACCACACUGGCCUGUGGGUCAGCGAGGCGUUCUUGGGCUACAGGAAGUUAAUCCACCUCAUAAGGUAUCUGGAGAUGGGGCACGUGUGCGUUCUGAAAAGCCAAGGCAGCUCCACCCUCGUAGUCGGCUGCCGAGCGCCGCGCUGGGGCAACGGCGGCAGAGCCGGCGCUGCCCGCGAAGCAGGCAGACGAGCAAGGCGGGCCUGCUGAGUGGGGACUGCCGAGGCCAGCGCUGACAGAGCUGGGGCCCCCGCACGGGCAGCCGUCCAUGUGGCUGUAGGCGUGCAGCAAUCUGUCGCCGACCAGAUGCUACCGUGACCACGAUGAGAAUGCUUUCGGCCAGUCUUGGCUUUUCCGCGCGCUGGGGAGCCAGGUGGAGGCGUUGCCAGAGGAAGAGAGAGGAAGUGAGCUUGAGGAGGCGGGAGGAAGCAAGAAUGUCAGGCGUUCUGAACUGUUUGUUCGCCCUGGCGCGAGUCGCCCUUCCCCUGCCCGAGCGCUGGGUCAGAGGCAUUCUGUGAGCAUCUGGCAUGCUGCUAGCAUUCCGUGCCGUCUGUGAUGGACAGCCAGUUGGGCCUGCGAAGGCUUGAGCCGUCAAGGCUUGGACGGGAGUGGAGGUAUGGAGGUCGGGCACGGUUUGCGUGGAGGUGGGUUGCGCGAGCGAGUUGGGGUUGCGCGAGCGCCCAAGAGAUCCUGGCCUGCGCGAGCAAGACUCGUGGCGCCUGCGCUUGGCGGGUAUCGGCGGCCAGCAGAGUCUGGCGAAUUUAAAGUUACAGGUAGACACGCGGCAGCAUCACACCGAGGUCUCGCUGGAGCCCGCAUCCGCAACCCAGUUUUGCAGCCGUGCGUCAAGCGUUUCAAGUGCGACAAACGCCAUCCGGCGUGAAGUGCACGACCACGCCUCCAUGCUGCAGGGCAUGACCGAUAGGCGUUACCCUACCUGCAUAAAAAAGCGCCUACACAUUUAGAUUCACCAUCUGGUGUCUUAUUCUAUAUUAGAUUCCUCAGUGUCUUACAUUAUAGAUUAGCGCGCAGUUGUGCACCAUUGCUUUCACAUGCUCAAAAUUCGCCAUAAUUAUCGCUGCUAUCGCUUUGCCUGUUGUACCUUAGCCAGCCUACUUCUGCUCUGACAUUCUCCAGGCACGUAUAACGACCGGACGGCGGUCGAGGGAAUGUUGACGCUUCGCGCAUCUUCGGCGCCCCGCCCAGACGCGAUCCCCAACCCGUUGUUCUGGCCUCAGGAGGCCCGCGGGUUGCAUCCGGAGGCGAACAAAAACAUCCAAAACGCUCCCCACGGGCGUGCAAGAAGGCAGGUUUUGGGCAGGCGCCUCCGGACCUGGGGCCGUCUCCGCCCCGACUGCCGCCCCCAUCCCUCCCUCCUCCAUCCCUCUGCCCUCCGCCGCACUCCUCCCCAAGUCCUCCCAAUCAGCCCCACUCUGUCACUCCGCACUGCGCUGGCCUCCCGACC
Messenger RNA from Prorocentrum cordatum, 2382 nucleotides. Lineage: Eukaryota; Dinophyceae; Prorocentrales; Prorocentraceae. The record is from the annotation of a GenBank genome assembly.